GGGGCCACCGUGCGGCAGCGCCACUCUGCCCGCCGGCUCACCGCCGUCGAUCGCGCGGUGCCCCGCCCGCCCGGCUAUUCCUGGCGUGGGGCCGCCUGUCGCGGGUUCACAGUGGACCAUGCGCCAGACCAGCCCGCCACCAGCUCGCUGGCUAUGCGUGCUGGCUAGCGUCCUCGCCUGCGCCCUCGGCCCCGCGAGCACCCGGGCAACCAUCCUGCAGCAAGAGGAAUGUUACUACCUGCAGCAGAUCGAGGUGGAGCACAAGCGGUGCCUAGAGGAGGCCCAGCAGGAGAAUGACACGGCAGGCUGCAGCAAGAUGUGGGACAACCUCACCUGCUGGCCGGCCACCCCACUGGGCCAGGUGGUCAUCUUGGACUGCCCCCACAUCUAUAAGUUCUUCUCCCCAGUUCAAGGCCGCAACGUGAGCCGUAGCUGCACCAAUGAGGGUUGGACGCCCCUGGAGCCUGGCCCCUACCCCAUUGCCUGUGGCUUGAAUGACAAGGCAUCGGAUUUGGAUGAGCAGCAGCAGUCAAUGUUCUACAGUUCUCUGAAGACCGUCUACACCAUCGGCCACAGCCUGUCCCUUGCUGCCCUUCUGGUGGCUACAGCCAUCUUGAGCCUGUUCAGGAAGCUCCGCUGCACGAGGAACUACAUCCACAUGCACCUCUUCAUAUCCUUCAUCCUGAGGGCCACUGCGGUCUUCAUCAAAGACUUGACCCUCUUCAACAGCGAGGAUGUGGACUAUUGCACCCAGGGCUCGGUGAGCUGUAAGGCAGCCAUGGUUUUUUUCCAGUACUGUAUCAUGGCCAACUUCUUCUGGCUGCUGGUGGAGGGCCUCUACCUGCACACCCUGCUGGCCGUCUCCUUCUUCUCUGAGCGGAAGUACUUCUGGGGGUACAUACUCAUCGGCUGGGGGGUGCCCAGCACCUUCACCAUCGUGUGGACAAUCAUCAGGCGCUAUUUGGAGGAUACGGGAUGCUGGGACACCAUCGACUCCUCAUUUUGGUGGAUCAUAAAGGCCCCCAUCCUCACGUCCAUCUUGGUGAACUUUAUCCUGUUUAUUUGCAUCGUCCGAAUCCUGGUUCAGAAACUUCAAUCCCCAGAUGUUGGGAAGGGUCACAGCAGCCCAUACAUGAGGCUGGCCAAGUCUACUCUUCUGCUGAUCCCCCUGUUUGGAGUGCACUACAUCAUGUUUGCCUUCUUUCCCAAGAACUUUACAGCUGUGGUGAAAAUGGUCUUUGAGCUCGUCGUGGGGUCUUUCCAGGGUUUUGUGGUGGCCAUCCUGUACUGCUUCCUCAAUGGUGAGGUGCAGGCAGAGUUACGGCGGAAGUGGCGGCGCUGGCACCUGCAGGGCUUCUUGGGCUCGGACCCCAAAUACCAGCACCCCUCAGGAGGCAGCAACGGGGCCACGUGCAGCACGCAGGUCUCCAUUCUGACCCGCGUCAGCCCCGGUGCGCGCCGUUCCUCCAGCUUCCAGGCCGAAGUCUCCCUGGUCUGACCGCCGGGCGCCCAUUGGCCCCCACCGGCCGCUCCCAUCCACACGUCUGCACCUCCCACCCCAGGCGGCACCGAGCACCGAGGCCUGCCCGGGCGAUGCCAGCCUCAGCCCUGGGCUCAGAGGCUGUCCCAGCCCCCAGGCCACUGUCCGGAAGCCCCUAAAGAACUCUGCCCUUGCACUUUCCUGAGGAGAGUAGUGCGCACCGACGCGUGAGCCGCUUCUCUGCAAGGAGGGGCGCCGGUGCUCCUACCUGAGAUGUGGGGGUGGAGCUCAGCCAUCAGAUUCCUCCCCCGAGAAUCCUCGUCCGCCAAUCAGGAGCAAGAAACACACGUGCUCUCACCUGAGUCGGCGCUGGUAGCUCUCAGGCGCAGUCCUAGGUAGGCAGCGGCCCAUCCCCCUACAAUGAAUGUGGGAAAGUGGCCGGCGCCCAGGACACAAAGAUCUUGCCCCUAAGAGUCACCCGCCGCCGCCACCACCUCGACAGAGCCUGAAGUUCCACCAUUGCCAUCAGGUUCCUUCGGGUUAAGCAUUAUCAUCAUUAAGGCAUCUCUUCCAAGAAGCAGUCGCCAACUCCAACGUCGUCCUCUGGGCAGUCAGCUCCUCCAGGUGCAGGAGUUUCUCUGCCUCAGGCAGGUGUGGUUUUACCCGGAGCUUAGUUUGGGGCGAACAGGUAUCUGCGUAAGUCCCCGCUGAAGUGGAGUGUUCCCAGGGUGGCUGGAACCAUCGGGACUGCCACCCUACAGGCAGUGGGAGCACCCCUUGGCUGCCCACCAGAUGAGCCAACCAUUAGGAUCAGGCUGAGAGAUGUGCACUCAAGGGCCCCUUAAUCCUCACAUCAACCCAGCAAGGUAGGAACGACUGUCCCUAUUUCACAGGUAAGGAAACCGAGUCUCAGAGAGGUACCUCGCCUCCUCACACAUAUAGGGUUUGAUCUCAAAUCUGUUGGAUGAGAAAGGGAAGGCACAAAUACUUAACUGCUGCUUUAUAUAUAUUGUAACAAGCUUCAUCCUCUUAGUUAUGUGUAUCACCACUAAUAUUAUUGCCACCAUCCCUGCAACCCCAUUGCCACCAGAGCUACACUGGAGUGUGGCUGAGAAGUCCUCAAGCCGGUGUAUCAUCUGGGGAGGAGCCUGGUGGUUGUAACAUCCUGUGUCGACCCUGUACCCUGUGGCCACAUGGCUUCCUGCCCAUGCUGCAGCCAGAGGACCCCCUCAGGACUGUAAACAGGCUGUGCAACAAUAAAUGGGUUGAAUUGGCUUG
Messenger RNA from Suricata suricatta (meerkat), 2758 nucleotides. RefSeq names its product vasoactive intestinal peptide receptor 1 (gene VIPR1). Bases 119 to 1498 code for a protein of 459 amino acids. Gene Ontology annotation, biological process: cell surface receptor signaling pathway; adenylate cyclase-modulating G protein-coupled receptor signaling pathway. The record is from RefSeq and is a predicted model, not a curated record. Gene Ontology annotation, molecular function: peptide hormone binding; vasoactive intestinal polypeptide receptor activity; G protein-coupled peptide receptor activity. The transcript is spliced from 13 exons. Lineage: Eukaryota; Metazoa; Chordata; Mammalia; Carnivora; Herpestidae. Gene Ontology annotation, cellular component: plasma membrane.